UGAGAGGAACCCACUUCCGGUGCGCCGACCCGCUUCCGGUUUGAGAGGCCGCGCGACGUUUGGAGACGGUUUUGGUUCUCGGGUCCCAGGGGUUGGAGCGGGCGGCUCGGCUGGGCUCGGCUCCCGGUGGCGGCAGCGGCUCUGUGGCCGGAUAUUGAUUUUAUAUUAAGAUACUGUCCAUCAAAUAAUAAUGGAUUUUCAACAUCGACCAGGAGGGAAAACAGGGAGUGGAGGGGUUGCUUCCUCUUCUGAAAGCAAUCGAGAUCGAAGAGAACGCUUGAGACAGUUAGCUUUGGAAACCAUUGACAUAAAUAAGGAUCCCUAUUUUAUGAAAAAUCACUUGGGUUCUUAUGAAUGUAAACUUUGCUUAACACUUCACAACAAUGAGGGGAGUUAUUUGGCGCACACACAAGGGAAAAAGCAUCAGACUAAUCUUGCUCGACGAGCAGCAAAAGAGGCGAAGGAAGCACCAGCACAGCCUGCCCCAGAGAAGGUUAAAGUGGAGGUGAAAAAGUUUGUGAAAAUUGGCCGGCCAGGUUAUAAAGUGACCAAACAGAGGGAUGCAGAGGUGGGACAACAAAGUCUUCUUUUUCAGAUUGACUACCCUGAAAUUGCAGAAGGUGUAAUCCCACGUCAUCGGUUUAUGUCUGCAUAUGAACAGCGAAUUGAACCACCCGACAGACGUUGGCAGUACCUGUUGUUUGCAGCAGAGCCAUAUGAAACCAUUUCUUUUAAGGUGCCGAGUAGAGAAAUUGAUAAAGUUGAGGGGAAGUUUUGGACCCACUGGAAUAGAGAAACAAAACAGUUUUUCCUUCAGUUCCAUUUCAAGAUGGAGAAACCUAUGCAACCUCAGAGCUUACCUAUUGGACCACCUGGAAUAAAGAACAGACCACCGCCUCCACCGCUCAUGAAUGGCAUACCACCAAGGGCUCCCAUGCCACCAGAUGCUAUGCCACCUCCACGACCAGCAGGCAUGCCCAUGCCACCGAUGCCACCAGCUGGCCCGGUACCUCCUGGUCCACCACAGCUUCCUCCGGCUCCACAGGGUCCUCCUCCAGCUCCCCAGGGUCCUCCCCCGACUCCCCAGGGUCCUCCCCCGACUCCCCAGGGUCCUCCCCCGACUCCCCAGGGUCUUCCCCCAGCUCCGCAAGGCCUUCCUCCGGCUCCGCAGGGUCCUCCUCCGCAGGGUCCUCCUCCGCAGGGUCCUCCUCCGCAGGGACCUCCUCCGCAGGGACCUCCUCCGCAGGGACCUCCUCCGCAGGGACCUCCUCCGCAGGGACCUCCUCCGCAGGGUCCUCCUCCGCAAGGUCCUCCUCCGCAGGGACCUCCUCCGCAGGGUCCUCCUCCGCAGGGUCCUCCUCCGCAAGGACCUCCUCCGCAAGGUCCUCCUCCACAGGGUCCUCCUCCGCAGGGACCUCCUCUGCAAGGUCCUCCUCCGCAGGGUCCUCCUCCACAGGGUCCUCCUCCACAGGGUCCUCCUCCACAAGGUCCUCCUCCACAGGGUCCUCCCCCUGCUCCAGUUCCACCAAUGAUUAGGCCUCCACUGCCAAAUGAUUCUGCACCAGUAUCUGCACCACCUACACCUCUUCCUCCACCAGGUGUUCCUCCUCCUCCUACCAACUGACCUUGGUGUUUUUUUUUAUGAAAUUUAUGUGUUUUGACAUAAUACAACUUUUUUUAGGUUAGUCUUUAAUUUGUUAUUUUGAUGGCGUCAUGUUUCUUUCAAAUGUAUAGUAUUUGCAGCACUUCAUCUUUCAUUAAAAACAUUUUCCAGCAUU
Molecule: messenger RNA, 1778 nt
Organism: Carcharodon carcharias (great white shark)
Lineage: Eukaryota; Metazoa; Chordata; Chondrichthyes; Lamniformes; Lamnidae
Gene: sf3a2
Product: splicing factor 3a, subunit 2
Exons: 9
Coding region: 191-1624 (477 amino acids)
Biological process (GO): spliceosomal complex assembly
Cellular component (GO): U2-type prespliceosome; nucleus; U2 snRNP
Molecular function (GO): nucleic acid binding; zinc ion binding
Source: RefSeq, a predicted model, not a curated record